This is a messenger RNA of Scatophagus argus, 2553 nucleotides long. RefSeq names its product haloacid dehalogenase like hydrolase domain containing 5 (gene hdhd5). NCBI's taxonomy places the organism in Eukaryota, Metazoa, Chordata, Actinopteri, Scatophagidae. Gene Ontology annotation, cellular component: mitochondrion. The record is from RefSeq and is a predicted model, not a curated record. The coding region runs from base 221 to 1624 and encodes 467 amino acids. Gene Ontology annotation, biological process: glycerophospholipid biosynthetic process. The transcript is spliced from 8 exons.
ACUUGCGGCUGUGCGCAUGCUCAGUCGCUGUCAUUAGAGAUUGCGGCGUUGCUUCUUGUGUUGAAUUGUGAUAGUUGUACUAACGAUAUGAAGCGACGGCACAGAGUUUAGUAUUGACUCUCACUGUUUGAGAUACCAUGACCCAGUUCUUUGGUCUUCAGAUUUAUUCACUAGGCUGUUACUGUUAGCUAAGCUAAAGGUAGCCCAGCGGUGUCCUUUAAUGUCGUUUGUUUACCCGCCGGCUUUUGUACACAAGUGCCUGGAGAAAAUGCAGAGAAUAAGAUCUUUGAGAGCAGGUUGGCAGCUGCUGAAAUCAUGCAGUGAAGGAGCAGCAAAACAAGUAAACACCUCAUCGUCGACCUCACGAAAUUAUAGCCAUCUUUCUCCUCAGGGCCCCAACUCCUUUGGGCUUCUCUUUGACAUUGAUGGGGUGCUGGUGCGGGGCAGGACGCCAAUCCCUGAAGCCAAGCAGUGCUUCAGGAACCUGGUGGACCACAAUGGGAAAUACAAGGUGCCUGUGGUGUUUGUCACCAAUGCUGGGAACUGCAUGAGGCAAACCAAAGCUGAGCAUCUGUCACAUUUGCUUGAGGUGGAGGUAUCUCCAGACCAGGUGAUGCUGUCACACAGUCCUUUGCGAAUGUUUACCCAGUUCCACAAAAUGUGCGUGCUGGUGUCGGGACAGGGUCCUGUGGAAGAGGUCGCUCACAACCUGGGCUUUCAGGAUGUCAUCACUAUAGAUAUGUUGAGGGAGGCGUAUCCUGUUUUAGAUGUUGUAGAUCACAAUAGAAGGCCCAAAGACAGUAUUCCACCCUCAAAAGAUUUGCGGAAAAUAGAUGCUGUCAUCUUAUUUGGUGAGCCAAUCAGAUGGGAGACCAACCUCCAGCUUAUCAUUGACAUACUCCUGACAAAUGGGAACCCAGGUAAUGCCUGGAGUUCGAAGCUGUACCCUCACAUCCCAGUCCUGGCCUGUAACAUGGACCUGCUAUGGAUGGCUGAGGCCAAGAAUCCCAGAUUUGGACACGGUAUGUUCCUGGUGAGCUUAGAGAGCCUGUACAAGAAGGUCACAGGCUACGAGUUGAAGUACGAAGCUCUGAUCGGUAAGCCCAGUGUGGUGACUUACAACUAUGCUGAGCUGCUCAUCAGACAGCAGGCUGAGAAGCUUGGCUGGACAACACCUGUGAAGAGGCUGUAUGCUAUAGGUGAUAACCCCAUGGCUGACAUAUAUGGAGCCAACCUCUACAACCGCUACCUCCAGGCUUCUCACUGUACGAGAGCCCAGAUGCAGGCUAAGAGUGGUGGAGGAAGUGCAGAUUCCUUGGCAGAAACUGUCAUUGAAACCCCUAAGAUGACAUCAGCAGAACUAGGUGGAGCGACAAGUGCGUACAGUGCAGAGGAGGACCUCCCCGAGGGGUGCAGCUCCAUCCUGGUGUGCACAGGAGUCUACAGCAGGGACCAGCAGGAGCUGCCUUCAGACCCAGUGCAUACCGUCAGUGAGCAGCGCAUCUUCCAUGGUCACAGGGACUUUCGCUUUGACCCCAGCCUCACACAGCCAUCCUUCGUGGUGCAGGAUGUAAAGGAGGCCGUGGAGCUGGUUUUUCAGCAGGAAGGCUGGCCUCUGGAGUAGGAUGAGUGGAUCAUGUCAUCUCACAGCCGUCCAGUAAACAGUUCUAACAGCCCUUAACUGGUAGUACAAGUAGUUUUAUGGGUAUAUGUUAUUUUGUAAUUUAUGCCCUGAUUAUCACAGGGAGAUGUGGCUGUUACUGUGGUUAGUUCUUAGACAUUUUAAGUGCCAUACAACCUGCUGCAAAAAGCAACAAUAUGAAGUUUAAUACUAAAUAUGGGAAAGUUACAAACAUUUUAAGGCAGUCACGCAUGGUAGUGUGUCACAGACUGCUGCUGUGUUUUGUACUUUUCAUAAACAACACACAUAACUGUUUCUUAUGGCCCUACCUACUGUAUAUACAGUAUAUCUAUAUAGUCAAGAACUCAGCGCUCUACCAAACUGGGUCAUCUUCGUUCCAACCCUCCUACACACAGCAGGUCUUCAGUAGACCAGUUCUGCUGUUUGUUUUUACUGCUAUCAUAUUUCAGUUUGUUCUUAAGCUUGAAUGGGUAACUACUAAAGAUGAGAUUAAGUUGCCAGGUUUCAGUUUAGUACCUCAUCUGUUUGGUUUUAAGUCUCACUUAAGAGUAUGGUAAUUUUAUUUUAGAGUUAUUUUGUGAAAUUGUCAGAAUUAUACUACGUAGCACAGUUUUGACUGAAAUGAAAAAGGUGCUAUUUUUCUGUCAAACAGUUUUAGUUAUGAAAGUCCAGCGAAUGGUUUGUGUGAAUGUUUGUAUCAGCAGACCUUAAUAAGAAAAAAAAUCAUCACAUAUUAUAAUUGCAGCACCUGUGAAAAUUCAUCAAGCGCUUGUUUGUUCUGGUUGUAACUGACAGGUAUAAUGAUGAAUGACUUGCAAAUGACUUAGAUUGCUUGUUAAAACUGUGGAAUUCUGGGGAUGUACUCUAAAAGCAAUAGUGUAUGAAAGAACAAUUAAAAAGGAUGAAAGACA